UCCAAGCAAGCCCAUCCUUUCUCCCAUCCAUCGGCGGUCUCCCUCCCUCUCUCCUGCCAUAAUAUCAUCGUGGCCUCUCCCUCCCGCUCCCUCCAUCCUCUCUGAUUGCCCCCGCGCUCGCCAUGGAGGCCGCCGCGUCCACGCUGCUCCUCUCCGCCGACGCGUCCCUCGCCGCCGGCCGCCGCCUCCUCCUCGUCCCUUCUCGGCCCGCGCGCGCGGCACGGCGGGGCGCCGCGCCCAGCAGGUGCCGGCGGGCGUCCGUCCGCGCGUACGCCGCGGCGGCCGCGCCAGCGCCGGCGCCGGCCUCUGGAAACGGCCUCGUCGGGAAUAACAACGGAGUGUACACUGUUGGAGACUUCAUGACGAAAAGGGAGGAUCUCCAUGUCGUCAAAGCGUCAACCCCGGUUGAUGAAGCGCUCGAGAUGCUGGUGCAGAACAGGAUCUCUGGUUUCCCUGUUAUCGAUGACGACUGGAAGUUGGUUGGCGUUGUCUCAGAUUAUGAUCUAUUAGCUUUGGACUCAAUGGCAGGAUGUGGACUGGCUGAUACAAAUUCAAGUAUGUUCCCUGAAGUAGAUAGCACUUGGAAGACAUUUCGCGAGAUCCAGAGACUCUUGAGCAAAACCAGUGGCAAAGUUAUCGGUGAUGUUAUGACUCCCUCACCUCUUGUGGUGCGUGAAACUACUAACCUCGACGCUGCUGCAAGGUUGCUGCUUGAAACCAAAUACCACAGAUUGCCUGUUGUUGAUAGCACGGGAAAUUUGGUUGGGAUGAUCACAAGGGGGAAUGUCGUCAGAGCUGCUCUCAAAAUAAAGAAGAAAGCUGAAGGUGCUUAAAUUAGAUGGUUCUUUAUAUGGACACCACUGGGGUUGAACCUGCGGCAAUUCGGCAAUUCAGCUGAAUUGAAAUAUUGACUGGUAGCGCAGAAGCAGAUUUUCCCUGGAGCAUAGAUGGAUAUAAUGUUGUUUACAAUGUAAUAUAAGUAGUGUACUGUUGCAGAGAAAUGGAAUAUAGGUAUUACAUGAGGACAAUUACAAUUCAUUUGAGGUCAGCAUACUCAGCUGUCGCGCCAUAUUAGGUAGUAGUAGCAUGGCAUAUGGAGGUUAAUAUUGUUUUCUUGAUGACUUGUACGAGCCUUGAGCAUAUUAAAAUGGUUUAUAUAGUGCAUUCAACGCUUUGUGACA
This is a messenger RNA of Triticum dicoccoides, 1181 nucleotides long. RefSeq names its product CBS domain-containing protein CBSX1, chloroplastic-like. The record is from RefSeq and is a predicted model, not a curated record. Bases 123 to 833 code for a protein of 236 amino acids. The transcript is spliced from 8 exons. Lineage: Eukaryota; Viridiplantae; Streptophyta; Magnoliopsida; Poales; Poaceae.